GUCAUAGGUCACUGGGCAGGCUGGAGGUGGGGCCCGCCGUGCUGCCGGGGGCGGAGCAGAGUUGGCCAGAGCAGUCCAAGCAGCGAUGGCGGCGGCUCGGGGGACGGUAACGACGGCAGCCCUGGAGUCGGCGCCGAGCACGGAUGGCGCCUCCUCUGUGCAUUGGUUCCGCAAGGGGCUGCGACUCCACGACAACCCGGCGCUGCAGGCAGCCGUGCGCGGGGCGCGCUGCGUGCGCUGCGUGUACAUCCUGGACCCUUGGUUCGCGGCCUCCUCCUCAGUCGGGAUCAAUCGAUGGAGGUUUCUACUUCAGUCUCUGGAAGAUUUGGACACGAGUUUAAGGACACUCAACUCCCGCCUGUUUGUAGUCCGGGGCCAGCCAGCUGAUGUCUUCCCAAGGCUGUUCAAGGAAUGGGGGGUGACCCGCCUGACCUUCGAGUAUGACUCGGAACCCUUUGGGAAAGAACGGGACGCAGCCAUUAUGAAGCUGGCCAGGGAGGCUGGUGUGGAGGUGGUGACCGAGAACUCACACACCCUCUAUGACCUGGACAGAAUCAUCGAGCUGAAUGGGCAGAAGCCACCUCUGACUUACAAGCGCUUCCAGGCCAUCGUCAGCCGCAUGGAGCUACCCAGGAAGCCCGUGGGCCCGGUGAGCAGCCAGCAGAUGGAGAGCUGUGGGGCAGAGAUCCAGGAGAACCACGACGAGACGUAUGGUGUGCCCUCUCUGGAGGAACUGGGGUUCCCCACUGAAGGACUUGGCCCAGCUGUCUGGCAAGGAGGAGAGACAGAAGCCCUGGCCCGCCUGGAUAAGCACUUGGAACGGAAGGCUUGGGUUGCCAACUAUGAGAGACCUCGAAUGAACGCCAACUCCCUGCUGGCCAGCCCCACCGGCCUCAGCCCCUACCUGCGUUUUGGUUGCCUCUCCUGUCGCCUCUUCUAUUACCGCUUGUGGGACCUGUAUAAAAAGGUGAAGAGGAACAGCACACCUCCCCUCUCCCUGUUUGGGCAACUCCUGUGGCGAGAGUUCUUCUACACUGCGGCCACCAACAACCCCAGGUUCGACCGCAUGGAGGGCAACCCCAUCUGCAUCCAGAUCCCCUGGGACCGCAACCCCGAGGCUCUAGCCAAGUGGGCCGAGGGCAAGACGGGCUUCCCUUGGAUUGAUGCCAUCAUGACCCAACUGAGGCAGGAGGGCUGGAUCCACCACCUGGCCCGGCACGCCGUGGCCUGCUUCCUCACCCGCGGGGACCUCUGGGUCAGCUGGGAGAGCGGGGUCCGGGUGUUCGACGAGCUGCUCCUAGACGCAGACUUCAGCGUCAAUGCAGGUAGCUGGAUGUGGCUGUCCUGCAGUGCCUUCUUCCAGCAGUUCUUCCACUGCUACUGCCCCGUGGGCUUCGGCCGCCGCACGGACCCUAGUGGGGACUACAUCAGGCGCUACCUACCCAAGCUGAAAGGCUUCCCCGCUCGCUACAUCUACGAGCCCUGGAAUGCCCCUGAGCCGAUUCAGAAAGCAGCCAAGUGCAUCAUUGGUGUGGACUACCCACGGCCCAUUGUCAGCCAUGCUGAGACCAGUCGGCUUAACAUCGAGCGAAUGAAGCAGAUCUACCAGCAGCUCUCCCGCUACCAGGGACUCUGUCUCCUGGCAUCCGUCCCUUCCUGUGUGGAAGACCUCAGCAACCCUGUGGCUGAGCCCAGCCCUAGCCAGGCCGGGGUCCUGAGCAGUGCAGGCCCAAGACUAUUACCCAGUGGCCCAGCGUCCCCCAAACGCAAACUGGAAGCAGCUGAGGAGCCACCUGGGGAAGAACUCAGCAAACGGGCCAGGGUAGCUGAGGAGCCCAGCCUGAAGCAGCUUAGCAAGGACGUCUGAGA
Molecule: messenger RNA, 1869 nt
Organism: Chrysochloris asiatica (Cape golden mole)
Lineage: Eukaryota; Metazoa; Chordata; Mammalia; Afrosoricida; Chrysochloridae
Gene: CRY2
Product: cryptochrome circadian clock 2
Exons: 11
Coding region: 86-1867 (593 amino acids)
Biological process (GO): negative regulation of DNA-templated transcription; circadian regulation of gene expression; entrainment of circadian clock by photoperiod
Cellular component (GO): nucleus; cytoplasm
Molecular function (GO): DNA binding; FAD binding
Source: RefSeq, a predicted model, not a curated record